CACGCAGACAGCAGAGACAGAGACAGAGAGGACUUCCAUCAACUUCCAUUCGCCCAACUGACCGGAAUCAACAACCUUUUAUAACAGUAUUACAGACGUCUAAAUCUCUUCAUCUGACAGACAGACGGACCAUGGCGCUGCUGACGGGAGGAGAGACUUGCGUCAAAUAUAUCUUGUUCAUCUUCAACUUCGUCUUCUGGUUGGCAGGAACAGGAGUAUUGGCUGUAGGGCUGUGGCUGCGUUUUGACUCUCGGACUGAGGGACUGUUCAGUGGAGAGGACUCUCCUUCUGUCUUCUUCACCGGUGUGUAUAUUCUGAUCGCUGCGGGGGCGUUGAUGAUGGUCGUGGGGUUCCUGGGCUGCUGUGGAGCCAUUAAGGAAUCCCCCUGCAUGCUCGGACUGUUCUUCUUCUUCCUGUUGUUGAUCUUUGGGGUGGAGGUAGCAGCAGGGAUCUGGGGGCUCUCCAAUAGAGAUACGGUAACACACUCAGAGGCUGUUAUACUGUGUGUUGUGCUGACUGUGUGGACAGACCAUCAGACAUUCUAUUUCAGCUCAAUACAAAACCUGAGCAUCUCUACAUUCUCAUGUCUCUCCUCUCCCGCCCUGUCUGUCUCCCCUCCUCCCUCGCCCCGGGUUCUCUCUUUCGCCGUUCUUCUCCGGUACCUGGUCCGAUUCGCUCUCACCCUGUCCCGCUCGGCAUUUGCUUGUCCAUACCCGGAUCUCCUCCACCUAAUUAUCUAA
Molecule: messenger RNA, 740 nt
Organism: Salvelinus namaycush (lake trout)
Lineage: Eukaryota; Metazoa; Chordata; Actinopteri; Salmoniformes; Salmonidae
Product: CD9 antigen-like
Exons: 5
Coding region: 132-740 (202 amino acids)
Cellular component (GO): membrane
Source: RefSeq, a predicted model, not a curated record